Molecule: messenger RNA, 1816 nt
Organism: Dermochelys coriacea (leatherback sea turtle)
Lineage: Eukaryota; Metazoa; Chordata; Testudines; Dermochelyidae
Gene: HEXIM1
Product: HEXIM P-TEFb complex subunit 1
Exons: 2
Coding region: 320-1279 (319 amino acids)
Biological process (GO): negative regulation of cyclin-dependent protein serine/threonine kinase activity; negative regulation of transcription by RNA polymerase II
Cellular component (GO): nucleus; nucleoplasm; cytoplasm
Molecular function (GO): cyclin-dependent protein serine/threonine kinase inhibitor activity; 7SK snRNA binding
Source: RefSeq, a predicted model, not a curated record
GCCAGCUCAGAGGGGCUGAGCAGAGGCUGGCCCUGAGAUGAAUGUGUCCGGUCUCGGCGCAGCAGCCAGGCAGCGGCCCACUCCGGGGCGGGACCAGAGGCGUUAACCCCUUCGCGGCCGCGGACGCUUUAACCCCUUGGGGCCUGGCGGCUGGACUCCCCGCGCUGCCCGCUCCAGAUGCGCCAGGCUCGGGCGCGCCGGGGGGAGAGCGCCCGCCCCUGAGCCCGCCGCGCCCCGCCCCGCCGGAGAGAGCCGCUGGGGCAGGAGGCCCGCCUGAGGCGCUCAGCGCCGGCCAGCGAGGAGCGGGAGCUGCCCGCCCAUGGCCGACCCCCUCCUCGCUGAGCGCCCGGCUUCGGCCGCGGAGCCGGCCGGGAGGUGGCCCCCGGGAGGAGCCGAGCAGCGGGCGGGCAGCCCGCGGGCGGAGGAGCGCGCCUGUCAGGCUUCGCCGCCCGCCGGGGCCUGCCGGGGCGAGGGGGCGGAGGGCGGCGCCUGGGCCGCCGGAGAGGGGCAGCCUCCCGCGGAGGGACAAAGAGCCGGGCCCCAGCCGGCCCCGCAGUGCCAGGGCUGUGCCGGGCCCGGGGGCCACAGGUGCCGGCCCCCAGUCGGGGGAGAGGAGGAAUGGCGGCAGCGGCAGCUGGGCAAGAAGAAGCACCGGAGGCGCCCCUCCAAGAAGAAGCGGCACUGGAAGCCCUACUACAAGCUCAGCUGGGAGGAGAAGAAGCUCUUCGAUGAGAAGCAGAGCCAGCGGGCCUCCCGGCUCCGAGCAGAGAUGUUCGCCAAGGGGCAGCCCGUGGCUCCUUACAACACCACCCAGUUCCUGAUGGAGGAUCACGAUCAGGAGGAGCCGGAUCUUAAGACUGGCCUUUACCCCAAGAAGGCUGCAGCUAAGUCGGAUGACACCAGCGAGGAAGACUUCCUGGAGGAGGCAGCGGACGAGGACGGAGGCAGCGACGGGAUGGGAGGCGACGGCAGUGAGUUUCUCCAGAGGGAUUUCUCAGAGACUUACGAGAGAUACCAUGUGGAGAGCCUGCAGAACAUGAGCAAGCAGGAGCUGAUCAAGGAGUACUUGGAGCUGGAAAAAUGCCUUUCCAGGAUGGAAGAUGAGAACAACAGGCUGAGGAUGGAAAGCAAAAAAUAUGGGGGGGACUCCGCAGAGGAUCCUAGGGUAAGAGAACUCGAGUUGGAACUGGACAUGUUGAGAGCUGAGAACCUGAAGCUGUUGAAAGAGAAUGAACUUUACAGACAACAGGAGAACGCUCUUUCCAAGUUUGGAGAGUGAAACUUUUGGGGGUGGGUGGGGGGCGGGACUUUUUACAGUGAUGGAAUGUAACAUUAUAUACAUGUGUAUAUAAGACAGUGGAUCCUUUUUAUGAUACAUAAUCAGAAUAAACCACAGCCUUGUAUUGUUUUUGAAGCUAUAGCUAUAGUGUAGUGUGUGUGUUCUGCUAACUCUGUGCAACUGAGAAUUCCCCCUUUUUUAAGACAAAUGUGACUCAAGGGGAGGGGAUGUGACUCUUUUUGAUGUGCAAGUAAAUUUGACUCCAUUUAUGAUGCAUUUUAUGUUUAAACCAAAAGGGAAAAAAUCCAGGGGGAGGGGGGAAAACCCUAGAGAAUUGUAAAUCGGCCAAAUUCUGAAAACCAUAAAAUCCAUUAGUUCCAAUAAAUUUAAUUACUUGUAAAUGUAACAGUUUCAGUGUGAUUUCUAGAAAAAUAUUCAAAAUAGCAUUCUCCUAGCUGGGAAUAAAUUUUGAAUAAUUUUUAAAGGGAUUUGUUUUUUUAAAUGGCUUAUACUGCCUAAUAAAUCAACAGAACGAAG